Teleopsis dalmanni is the source of this 1948-nucleotide messenger RNA. It is a transcript of the gene exex, whose product is annotated as homeotic protein labial. Bases 66 to 1595 code for a protein of 509 amino acids. Gene Ontology annotation, biological process: central nervous system development; spinal cord motor neuron cell fate specification; regulation of DNA-templated transcription. The record is from RefSeq and is a predicted model, not a curated record. Gene Ontology annotation, molecular function: DNA-binding transcription factor activity, RNA polymerase II-specific; sequence-specific double-stranded DNA binding. Gene Ontology annotation, cellular component: nucleus. The transcript has 3 exons. Lineage: Eukaryota; Metazoa; Arthropoda; Insecta; Diptera; Diopsidae.
AAAAAUAAAUAUUAUUAAAAAAGAAAACUAAAGUCAAAAAAAAAAACAAACAGUAUUAAAACAAAAUGUCAAGUGCUCAAGUGUCACAACCGCCAACAUUACAACAGUUACAACAGCAUCAACAACAACAACAGCAACAACAUAUAUCACAUUUUCUGAAUCAUAUAGCCGCUGCUCAGCAUCAGCAUCAUCAACAACAAUUACAACAACACAAUCUAUCACCACAACGCAGUGAUUAUCAAAAUGAUAAUACACGCUCAACAAUCUCGCCACGAUCACCAACACAUUCCAAUAGUCCAACUCAUUCGCCAAGUCCUUCACAUUCCACAACUAAUUCACCACGCAGUACGCAUAAUAGUACAAUAAGUCCACAACCAGAAACGCCAACACAAAUGUCGACUUCACUGCAACUAACAGCACCUAAUGGUAACUUACCUUUACUUGUGGCACCAAUGCCAGCACUGCCACACGGUGUAGCAGUAACUGCAGCACCAUUAAACUUACCACCUCCACCACCAAAUAUCAGCAACAACUUACGUGAUCAACGAAUUUUCUCACCUCCGCUUUCGCAGCCGCAAACAAACCAAACGCAUCGCUUAUAUGACAGUUUUCCAGCUAAUGCACUACCAGUGCCGCAUCCAGCUUUAGUCAAUGGCUGUUAUCCUAUGCCUCGUUUGCCACUCACCACAGUCAUGUUAACCCAACAACAAGCGUCGCCCGCUUCACCAAACGCCACCACUACACCUCCACAAAGUCAACCGAAAAAAUCAUUUUGCAUUGAUGCUCUAUUAGCAAAGAAUCAAAAUGUUAAUGAGACACAGGACAAUGCACAUGUAAAAAGCGAUGCUGCCAUUGACGAAAGAUUGUCCGCUUAUUCGCACGUUGACUUGAAUGCUAUUAGCAUGAGUGAGCAAGAAGCAAUGCAGAGAAUACGUGAAUCGCGUGAAUACGAUACGCCUAGUCCCGACGGCAUGUCAAGAUCGGAAUCUCCAACCUCAUCGCAUCGUUCUAGUCCGCCUAUAAGUCCCGGUUGUGAAGAUCAACAUCAUAUGGGCAUGCGUAUGGAUUUUCAUGAUGAAUUCAAAAAACCUAUACCACCACAUAGUCCAAUUAGGCCUCAAGACUUUCCUUUAUAUGCUGGUGGACAUCCUUAUCAAUUACUAGCUCAAGGUGGUUCUGCAUUUCAUCGCCCACUGGAUCCAUCAGGAAAACCCAUACCGAUUCCGAUGGGUCAUAAUUUUAUGCCUUCCCACCUGCAGUUUGAAUUUUUAGCACGUGCUGGUAUGCUACACCAUCGAAUACCCGAAUUAGCCGCCUAUCCUCAUCAUGCCAUACUAGGUAAAACCCGUCGGCCACGUACAGCAUUUACCUCACAACAAUUACUAGAACUUGAGAAACAAUUUAAGCAGAAUAAAUAUUUAUCCCGCCCUAAACGUUUCGAGGUAGCUAGUGGUCUGAUGCUUUCUGAAACGCAAGUAAAAAUAUGGUUUCAAAAUCGACGCAUGAAAUGGAAACGAUCCAAAAAGGCUCAACAAGAAGCUAAAGAACGUGCCAAACAACAACAACAACAAAGCUCCAAUGGAGCUGCCAGUUAGUAAUUGUCUUCAGUCCAUAUAGUACUUACCGACUAAUUGAAGUAAGUUGAGUACUAAGAUACAUCCAAAGGCAAUUGUUAUUCUAGUCAAAACAGCGCUUUAAGUAGUCUAUACCGAAGCUACCAAACCAUAAGACACAAAGAACCGUGUGAACACACUUUCAGUAGCGGACUUUGUUAUUUGCUUGCUGGUGACACCCUGUAAGUGCUUUAUGCGUAGGUAAUGUGUUAAUUAACGCACUAUUUUAACACGUUUGCAAUUUGUUUAAUUUGGUUUCGUGAUUCUGAGUCGCUGAUGUUGUCAAAUUAAAAUUACGUUUGAAUUUACCAUUUUUAAGGUUUUUUGAGAUUAUG